AAAAAAGAAAAAAGAAACCAUGGGUCCAAUUUUUUGCUGGAGGUAUCAAUUUGCACUGCUACCACUUAUGUUCAUCUCACUCGCAAAGAGUUGCGGCUUCUUCUCGCUUACAUGCAAUCAAACGUAUAUGUCCUUCAGCUUCCUCUACUCCAAGUGCCUGCCAAACCCUCGCGUUUGGACGUACCUCCCGCUUAAUCCCCACAUUGGGAACGAAAAUGGAGUUAUGGUGGUAGGGGAGGGCUUUGCCAGAAGUUGCGGAAGAUUUGAGAUGGUGGAGAUUGAGCAGACUAGCAUCAAGAUAAGGGGAGUGCUGGGAGCAGUGUGCCGCAACCGCAGUAACGUGCUUCUCACCACAGCAUUCGACCUGGACCAACAUGUAGAUAAUACGGCAGGAAAACUCACUUGGUGCUAUUAACAUCUGUUAUGUUGCUUGA
This is a messenger RNA of Selaginella moellendorffii, 434 nucleotides long. RefSeq lists its product as uncharacterized. The transcript is spliced from 2 exons. Bases 20 to 415 code for a protein of 131 amino acids. The record is from RefSeq and is a predicted model, not a curated record. Lineage: Eukaryota; Viridiplantae; Streptophyta; Lycopodiopsida; Selaginellales; Selaginellaceae.